AUGCCUCCAAAAAAAGGAGAAGGUAGUACUAAUCAAUAUGAUCGAUGUCGUGAUAAUCAAAUCAAGUCACAACAACACUCUUCAACAAUAAAUGAUACUCAAACGAUUGAAAAUCCCUCACCUGCAUCUUUAAACCAAUUAAAAUUCUCCAUUUCGCCUCUAAAUCUAGAACCCAAAUGCUGCAACUGCAAAGGUGAUCAUCUGACAAAUUCAUUUGAUUGUUCAACUUAUUAUGAACAAGAAAGAAGAAUUCAAAAAAUGAUUAAUCAAUAUUCAUCAACAACUAAACAAAUAACAACUACAACAGUUCCGGCAUUAAACAAUAAUGAUGAAUUUUCGCCUCUAUCAAAUCAUCAAUUUCGUCAACAGAAUUUUAUAAAAAAAAUAUAA
Rotaria sp. Silwood2 is the source of this 390-nucleotide messenger RNA. NCBI's taxonomy places the organism in Eukaryota, Metazoa, Rotifera, Eurotatoria, Philodinida, Philodinidae. The record is from the annotation of a GenBank genome assembly.